This is a messenger RNA of Beauveria bassiana ARSEF 2860, 3534 nucleotides long. Its product is annotated as revertant of glycogen synthase kinase mutation. The record is from RefSeq and is a predicted model, not a curated record. NCBI's taxonomy places the organism in Eukaryota, Fungi, Ascomycota, Sordariomycetes, Hypocreales, Cordycipitaceae. The transcript is spliced from 2 exons. Gene Ontology annotation, molecular function: monoacylglycerol lipase activity. Bases 1 to 3534 code for a protein of 1177 amino acids.
AUGCCUCAAGCUACAGUGGACGAUGUAGCGACAGGGCUCCGGCAACUCCAGUCACGGGGGCCCGCUUCAUCCGCGAUCCGUGCCAUGCCCCUCUAUCCUCUCGUUAUCUCAUCCAUCACCAUCUCCUUUCCUUUACGGCUUCCAGCUUCGUUGCUCUUUUUCUCUUCGUCCUUCAACUUUCUUAUCUACUUGACUCAGGGCCUAAGCGCUCCAUUUCCAUCUGCACCAAGCACGUGCCAAGUAGCCCACUGCAGCGACACCUCUCGGCCUCCAUCGAUUCUCCUGCUUGCCUCGCGGGCGCCCUGUGCCAAGGUGAUGCUUCUUCUCCACCAGGUUGGCAGCGUCAAGAUUGGCGAGGUCAUCCGCUACACCGUCACCUAUACCCCGUCUCAGGAUCGUAUCCUGCCCUCCCCCGAGAAGCUCUACGUCCGUUUCCGCAACACCUCGGCCAUUGCCCUGCGCGCCGCCUUCGUUCACGGCCCAUACACCCUCUCCGUCGCCGCCUAUCCCGCCAAAUUCAAGCCCAACGAAAAGUUCUCCGACCCCCAGCGAUAUGGCGUUCCAGAGUUUCAACCCCUGGUCAAAGCCGGCGGCUCCUGGGAGUGCGAACUCAUCGUCCCCGACGAUAUAAGACAGUCGGCCGGCAUCGGUGGAAAUGGCAGCACUUUCGGCAAGGAUGCCGCCCACAAUGCAGAAUGCGCCAGCUGGGUAAUUGAGAUUGCCUCUCAGGUCAUCUUCUCGACCUCCGCCGCCGUUUCCUACGAUCUGGUAGUCGGACGCGAUCAAAAGGCUCUUAGCCUCAGCCAACCCUCAGGCUCGUCCGCCGAAGGUCACCACAACAUGCAGCCUGGCAAGUUGAGCGACCACCAGCAGAGUAUCGGCGCCAAGGAUGGUCACCACCGAGCGCAGCCUCAUGGUAUAUUUUCCCGCGCUGUAAAGCUCAAGGUCGAAGACACUGCGACACUGUGGAACACGCCUCGACUGCCGGGAUGGGACGAUCGGGGCGAGAAGCGCGCCCAAGAGAACAAAGGCGCCGACAAGCCCGUGGAAAGCAUGGCCAAGACUGGCGACCCUGAGACCGUCGAUGACAAACCCAUGCGCAAGCAGAAAAAAGUUCAUCUAGUCUUGCUCACGCAUGGCUUACACAGCAAUCUCGGCGCAGAUAUGCUGUACAUGAAAGAAUCCAUCGACGCAGCCGCAAAACAAGCAAAAAUAGACGCCAAGGCCAGAAGGCAAAAGGAAAGAGCUGAGGCUGGGCGGCCUUUUGAUUCGGCCGAGGACGAUGAUGACGAAGAAGUUGUCGUUCGUGGAUACUCUGGUAACGCGACAAAAACAGAAAAGGGGAUCAAAUACCUCGGGAAACGGCUCGCCCGAUAUGUUCUAUCAAUAACCUACCCCGACCAACCAUUCAUCCCCCUUGGCAAAUCCCACGGCGAGGCGCUGAUUAAGAGCUUUGAUAACGAGGACUUGCUCAAACAACACAUAUUCAGGCAAGCACAUAAGAACAGCAAGAUAUCGGAAGACACGACAGUGCGCGGAAAAGAUUCUGUUCGACCUUACACAAUAUCAAGUAUCAGUUUUAUCGGACAUUCACUAGGUGGCCUCGUCCAAACUUAUGCUGUCGCAUAUAUUCAGAAGCACUCGCCGCAGUUCUUCGACCUUAUUCGCCCAGUCAACUUCAUUGCCCUAGCAUCCCCAUUCCUUGGCUUGAGCAACGAAAACCCUGUCUAUGUCAAGUUUGCACUGGACUUCGGUCUCGUGGGACGAACAGGCAAGGAUUUGGGCUUGACUUGGCGAGCUCCCACAAUUGCUCGAAACGGUUGGGGUGCCAUUGUCGGCAACCUGGGCGAGUCGGCCCACAAGACCGUCUAUGGCGAUAGCCAACCUGACUCAAAGCCAUUGCUGCGUAUCCUGCCUACUGGUCCUGCACACACAGCGCUGAAGAAAUUCAGAAACAGAACUACAUAUUCAAACGUUGUCAAUGAUGGCAUCGUUCCACUGAGGACAAGUUGCCUUUUGUUCUUGGACUGGCAAGGCUUAGGGCGCGUCGAAAAGGCGCGUCGAGAUGCGGGCCUCGUCGAGACUGUGGUUGGCUUUGGCUGGGCGGAACUAACGGGUGCGAGCAUGUCCACUACCAAAAUAAAGCACCAGCUCGCCGUUGAGACUGGCCAAGAUUCUGGCACUACUACACCUCGAGAGAAUGCGCAGCAGGUGCCACAGCCGGACAACGAUACCAUGGAGGAGGACGACAGAGCCAGUCUGCGGUCUGUGCCGACGCCGUUUAGUGAAGGCAGUCAACCUCAGGCUUCUCCCAGCGCGUCAUCUAUACAAAAUCCAUUAUCAAGCUUCUUCAACCUUUUUAAAAGCAGCGAGCCCCCCAAGCCGGAUAUCAUGACCAAGAAGCAAAAGAAGAUGAUACGACGUGCGCAGACCGUUCAGCUUGAUUCGCAGCCCGAGACACCAAGCUCUAGCACAUCGGAUGUAAGCAAGUCUACAAAGGUAACGGCCGGUCACGAGCUCGAAGCAGGCGAUGCUGGUGGAUUCAUGGCGCCUCCCAAGACAACAUUUUUUGAGUCGGCAGGUGAUCUUUUGAAUCCCCAAAUGCCAGACGUCGACUUCUUGGUCGAUCCGUCAAAGCGGCCAAGAACAAUCUUCCAUGACAGGGUGUAUCAGCCCUCCGACAUUCCACCUCCGCCUCUCAAACGUCGCAAUACCUCUUCCCUUAUGCGUAAGAAGUUUAAGUCGUCUCAGUCGCCCAAGCCGACGGAGAGCGGUUCGUCUUCGCCGUACCCGACAGUUGAUCACCAAGAUUCAUUGGCGUCUGCCAAAGACUACGAUGACACCGUACAUACAAGCCCAGAUAAACACCCAGAUGAAGUUGUCGACGGCUCCGGGAUGCGAGUCGAGGAAAAAAUUGCGCGUGGCUAUCACAGGGACCUCGCCUGGCGCAAGGUCCUUGUUAAGCUCGAGCCUGACGCGCACAACAAUAUUAUUGUGCGCCGCAUGUUUGCAAACGCGUAUGGAUGGCCCGUCAUCCAUCACUUGGUUGACGUGCACUUUAGCGACUCGGUCAUUGCGCGCAUGGCGACGCAAGACGAGAAUCUCGGCGAGCGCGCACUGGAGGCGAACCAGCCCCCGGACGCGCACGGCUGCGAGACGAAGCAGCUGAGCGAAGAGCUCAAAGCUACGCUGGUCAUCAGCGAUGAUGAUGCCGGCGACGGCACCGAGUCGCGCGACACUGUCAAGGCGCUACCCCCGCCUAAGAGCCUCGACAGCGACGGCCACUUGGCCUCGCCUGUCAAUGGUGGCGACGGCGGCGCGGCCUCGAUGACGUGGAGCGACCGCGACUGGGUCGACAGCGACGACAACAGCGACGCGGAAGCUUCCACCGCGGGUAAGCACGAGGGUGCAGCCGGCAAGAGCGACGGCACGCUGAAGCCGUCGUCGUGGACAUGGGCGGAGAAGAUUGUGGGCAAGGGCGCCGCGUCGGGCAGAAAGAGUCCGGUGCCUGAGCAAAAGCAGAAACAAGCAUAG